Messenger RNA from Orussus abietinus, 1923 nucleotides. RefSeq names its product beta-galactosidase. The record is from RefSeq and is a predicted model, not a curated record. The transcript has 4 exons. Gene Ontology annotation, biological process: carbohydrate metabolic process. Gene Ontology annotation, cellular component: vacuole. NCBI's taxonomy places the organism in Eukaryota, Metazoa, Arthropoda, Insecta, Hymenoptera, Orussidae. Bases 1 to 1923 code for a protein of 640 amino acids. Gene Ontology annotation, molecular function: beta-galactosidase activity.
AUGACGCCAAGAUUCCCUCGAGUUUUUCACUUCCUGGUUAUAACAACGAUAUUGGAAUCCUUGUCGGAAAAUGUCCACGAGACGGUUCCGUUGAAACCUCGCGUUCUUAACUCGACGAAUGAGAACUUCUACUUGGACGGGAAAAAGUUCCACAUCUACGCUGAAUGGGCGACACAUGAGCCAAAACCGGCGGUCUACGAGUGGAAUGGAGAUGCCAACAUCACCAGAUUCAUUGAACUGGCUCAGAAAUUGGACCUCUUUGUGAUUAUUCGAGCUGGACCGUUCAUCGAUGCCGAUCGCAGUCUCGGAGGUCUUCCUGGUUGGCUCCUGACAAUCAACGUUUCGGAGAGUCGGGAAGGACUGCAACGUCAAAGCUGGGCGUAUCGCAAGUACGCCGAGGCAUGGUUGUCCCGUCUACUUCCAAAGCUCUCGAAGAUGUUGCUGUCUAACGGAGGACCGGUGAUCAUGGUGCAAAUCGAUAGCGACAUAGGCCCGAGUGAAGAGUGUCCUGGGGCCGAUUGGCUUCUGCGGAUCUUCAUUUCCUACCUUGGUCAAGAGACGAUCUUCUUCACGAUGGACCAAAACGCGUACAAGAGCCUCUUCUGUGGCAGGAUCCAAGGGGUACUACCGGGAUUCCGGAUCACUCCGUGGGAAUACAAGGAGACCUUCAACGAGUCAGUCAGCAGCCUGUUCUCCAACUUGGAGAUGCUUUCUCCUGGGUUCCCGAAACUCGUCGAGCUCCGAACCGGAACAGCUUGGUCCUGGGGCGGUCCAAGAACGUCCUUCACUUUGGACGACCUGACUAAGACUUUGGCAGAUAUCAUACAAUUCGACUGUUCCGUGAUACUCUACAUGUUCGCCGGAGGUACCAAUUUUGAAAGGGCCGGAAAUGCCGGGAACUUCAGCAUGGGUAUGAUCACCUCCUACGAUUACGAUGCCUUGAUAUCCGAAAGUGGUGAGCUCACUGACAGGUACGUUAAGGUUCAGAAAGUUCUCCUGGAGCACGCCAACGUCACCCUUAAGAAGUCCCCUACACAGCUUCUAAAAACCUCGCCAGCACUAUACAAGGAUAUCGAGUACGUCUCCUUGGGUUCCUUCCUAGAUCCAGAGGUGCGUAGAGGUUUUAACUCCACGGAAACCAAGCACGCGUUUCCUCUAACAUUUGGACAGCUCGGAAUCGCUUACGGCAUGGUCUUGUACGAGACAACGAUUCCCAAACAUUUCUCCAACAGCCGAUCCCACGUCGAGAUUCGUUGCUCGGGCAUUCGCGAUCGAGGUUAUGUUUACAUUCGGCGCACGCUGGUUGGGAUCUUGAACCAUAAACGCAAUACGGUCAUGGCAUCGAAACUUUCUGCUGGGAAUAGAAUACAAAUUCUGGUGGAAGAGCAAGGAUACGCCUCCCAAAAUCCCAUCGGCGGGCUCAAAGGGAUCAUCUCCGACGUCCAUCUGGACUCUAUCGUGCUAAGAGACUGGACCAUGUCCAUAUUUCCAAUAAGUCAGCCGACGGACCUCUAUCGGGCCGUCCAAGUCAUGAAACAACGGCCAGCGAGAAAACGUGGAUUCGGUUUCUAUCGUGCAGUCUUCACAGCUCCAAUGGAACCCAUGCAACCGGUGGAUGGUGUCCUGGACGUCAGCAAGUUAGGCAAAGGAAUGAUAUUCUUGAACGGUCGAAACCUGGGAAAAUGCUGGUCCAAAUCUGGGCCACAGCAGACUCUCCUUAUUCCCGGAUGUUUCAUUAGGCCUCACCCAGAAGAUAAUCAAAUAUUCGCAAUAAUUGUGCAAAAGCAACCGACCAUCGACAACGACCCCGAGACUCCGGUCACCUCCCACGACGUGCAGGAAAAAAGCCUAGCUGUGGGUAAAGGAAAAGCUUACGUGUUUUGGUUCCACGUUGGGUCCCUCGAGAACGGCGACAAUCGCUGA